Molecule: messenger RNA, 6473 nt
Organism: Fundulus heteroclitus (mummichog)
Lineage: Eukaryota; Metazoa; Chordata; Actinopteri; Cyprinodontiformes; Fundulidae
Gene: per2
Product: period circadian clock 2
Exons: 23
Coding region: 490-4776 (1428 amino acids)
Biological process (GO): negative regulation of transcription by RNA polymerase II; entrainment of circadian clock by photoperiod; circadian regulation of gene expression
Cellular component (GO): nucleus; cytoplasm
Molecular function (GO): transcription cis-regulatory region binding; transcription corepressor binding
Source: RefSeq, a predicted model, not a curated record
AGCAGUGCGUGGAAACCGGAGCCGGGGAGAGAAAUUGAAGUGAGAGCAGCCCAGAAGCAGCGGACGGACCCGAUCCUUUAGAGACGGUAAAGCUGCUCCAGCAAGGAUUUCCUUCACGGAACGACCGGAGGAACUACAACCAAAAGCCGUCAAGUGAGGUUGGUGAAGCUUAACUUCUUCGAUAUAACGAGUUGGGUGUUGCAUUAUAAGGUCACGCGUCAUUUAACUGGACGUCUGCCCUCUGGACGGCCGGGGACCCCUGACGGAGUUACCGCUUUACCUGCAGCGGAAUGAAACACGGCAGCCGGCGGAGGCUUCCUUUAAGGAACUUGGCGCACGGAGCGUGAGAGCGUCCAGAAAGAAAGUUGAAGCAGUAAAAAAAAAGCGAUCCGUUCAUUUCAUUUCCAUCCACUCAAGUGUCACCCUUAUGACAAUGGGAUGAUUUCCUUCUCCCUAACCUGAAACAAGCCGAAGAAAGACCCCCUCCUGAUGUCAGACCAUUCAACCUCCAAGCCCUAUCGCAUGUCGGUUCCCGGGGACCGGGAUGGAGCCUCGGGGUGCAGCCCCAUGGCGCAGAUGCGCUGGGUGGGCGGCUUCGGCCAGGGCGGUCCCGGCCUUGGCCUGCCUUCCGAGGGCAGCGACAGCAGCAGCCAGGACCCCGCCCUCUCGCCGCAAAACGUGCGCAAGACCACGCGUUCUCGGCUGUCGCCCGAGGAGGACGUGGAAAUGAAGAGCAGCGGGUCCAGCGGCAGUGGGACCGAGUCCCACGGCAACGAGAGUCACGGCAACGAGAGUCACGGCAACGAGAGCAACGGCCACGAGUCGACGGGCAGCUCCAACAGCCGCAGCAAAGACUCGGCCUUGCUGGAAUCGUCAGAGAGCAAUAAAAGUUCCAACUCCCACAGCCCGUCUCCCCCCAGCAGCUCCAACGCCUACAGCCUGCUCAGCUCGGAGCAGGACAACCCUUCGACCAGCGGCUGCAGCAGUCAGGAGUCUGCGAAAGCCAAGAAACAGAAGGAGGUGAUUAAAACCCUGAAGGAGCUGAAGCUUCACGUGCCAGCCGACAAGGAGCACAACAGCAAGUCGACCACACUGAGCGCGCUGAAGUACGCCCUGCGCUGUGUGAAGCAAGUGGAAGCGAAUGAGGAGUACUACCAGCUGAUGAUGAUCAAUGACAGUCAUCCCUCAGGGCCGGACGUUUCUUCCUACACCAUCGAGGAGAUAGACAGCAUCACUUCAGAGUACACCCUCAAAAACAACGACAUCUUUGCUGUGGCGGUGUCCCUGAGCACAGGAAAGGUCAUCUAUAUAUCUGACCAGGCUGCCUCCAUCCUCAACUGCAAAAGAGAUGCGUUCAAGGACUCUAAGUUCGUGGAGUUCCUGAUGCCGCAGGAUAUCAGCGUGUUCUACAGCUUCACCACGCCUUACCGCCUGCCCUCCUGGAGCAUGUGCACUGGAGCAGACCCAUCUCCCUCUGACUGCAUGCAGGAGAAGUCCUUUUUCUGUCGUAUCAGUGGAGGCAGGGAGUUUGACGGUGACCUGCGCUACUAUCCGUUCCGCAUGACGCCUUACCUGAUGAAGGUGCAGGACACGGCUCACGAUGAAGACCAGUUCUGCUGCCUCCUACUGGCUGAGAGGGUUCACUCUGGAUACGAAGCCCCGAGGAUUCCACCAGAUAAGCGCAUUUUCACCACCACGCACACGCCAAAUUGUGUGUUUCAGGAUGUGGAUGAAAGGGCCGUUCCUCUGCUCGGCUACCUCCCCCAGGACCUCAUCGGGACCCCGAUCCUUUUUCACCUGCACCCCAAAGACCGGCCCAUCAUGCUCGCCAUUCACAGAAAGAUCAUACAGAACGCAGGGCAACCGUUCGACCACUCGUCCAUCCGCUUCUGUGCUCAAAACGGAGAAUACAUCGCCCUGGACACCAGCUGGUCCACCUUCGUGAACCCAUGGAGCCGAAAGGUUUCCUUCGUUAUCGGGAGGCACAAAGUUCGCAUGGGCCCCAUGAAUGAGGAUAUUUUCAUGGCUCCAGUCUCAUCCAUGGGCCACAUAAAGAACAUGGACUCUGACAUCCAGGAGAUAACGGAGCAGAUUCAUCGCCUCUUGCUGCAGCCGGUUCACAAUAGUGGGUCAAGUGGUUACAGCAGUCUGAACAGCAAUGAGUACCUUCAGGGCAUGACCUCCUCCUCUAGUGAGAGCCUGAACAACAGCAAAGGAGGCAAAACGCAACAAAAGGAAGGGGAACUGAGCAUCAAAAGCAGACCACGUACUUUUCAUGAAAUCUGUAAGGGAAUUCAUCUUCAGAAGAGCCAAGAGCAGCAGACGGGCAAAUCAGAGCACAAAAGAAACAGUGCCGGGUCUGGACAGAACAGCCAAGCUGUGGUACGGCUCAAAGACUCGGCCCCUCCGAUCAGCUGGAGGGAGGCCACCACGGCGGACAACCGAGUCUCUUUUCCCGAGGAGCUCGGCCUUAACGAUCAGACUGUCUACUCCUACCAGCAAAUCAGCUGUCUAGACAGCGUUAUAAGGUAUUUGGAGAGCUAUAAUGUUCCCGUCAUCAUGAAGAGAAAGUGCCAGUCGUCCUCCAACACCACCUCCUCUAACUCUGAUGAGGACAAACAGAAGAAGUCACAUGCAGUGCAGGCCUCUGAAGAACCAACCUUAUCGAAGGACCAGUCUGGUCUUUCAGCUUUGGACGAUCCUCACAAAAAGAGCAGUGACGCCGCCACGGCGGUAGUGGGCACUUCGAUGCCCCUACCAGUGCCAAACAAACCAGAAAGCGUGGUGUCCAUUACCAGCCAAUGUAGCUACAGUAGCACUAUAGUGCAUGUUGGGGACAAGAAACCUCAACCAGAGUCAGAGAUCACAGAGGAUGUACCGGUUACAGGAGAGAUGCCCGAAGCCAGCCAGAACCUCAGUGCUCCUCGUCCAGUCUCCCCUCCCAGCCAGGAGAUGGAGUCCUACAAGAAACUGGGUCUGACCAAGCAGGUGUUGGCGGCUCACACGCAGAAGGAAGAGCAGGCCUUUCUCUGUCGCAUCCGGGAGCUUCGAGGACUCACUCCCCACAAGACGAGCUGCUCCCUGCCCUCCGACCAACAGAGAGACGAGCGCACCAUCACUGCUUCACGCGCUGUUCAGUCCAGAAAACAGGAAGGCCAGAGGCCAGAGUCGGCACCACGCCGAGGAACACGGAACAAGAAGACCAAAACCAAGAGGGCAAAGCUUAUCACAUCUCCAAACACUACAGCGUCUCCUCGCAGGGAGCGACGGCCGCAGAAGCCGCCCCUCCAGCCGAACCAGAACCUUACGCAGACCCUGAGAUCUCCCUCUGAGGCCUCACAGCCCACUUUCCCCUCACCGUAUCCAGUCAUGGUGCCAGGCUACCCCAUGCCGGUCUACCCCAGAGUCGAUUCUUCAUUUCCACGCACAGAAGCCCCCCCACAAGACUUGGGGGACAACCAGGGUGCCCAAUUACCUUCUGCUCCCUUAACCUCUCCUCUGGUCACACCCAUUGUGGCUUUGGUGCUGCCCAACUACUUAUACCCUUUUAUUGGGCAUCCAGCACCACCAUUACCAGUGUAUCAGGUAGACGCUGGGGGGGUCCCAAUGCAGGCGCAGCCUUUCGAUCAGGCUGCCUUUCCAGGCCAAGGCGCCUUCACACCCCUACCUGUCAUUGGUGGUCAGAACCAACUCAACCCAUCGUUGCCAUCAUACAUGUCUCCAUCAUUCUACUUCCCUUCUUCCUCCGACACCCCGAAGCCCAUGGCGGACGGCCGCUCGCGCUCCUCCACACCGCUGUCUGGUGAAAUCGAGGGCCAGGCGUCCCCGCCCCUGUUCCAGUCCCGCUGCAGCUCCCCCCUCAAUCUGCUGGAGCUGGAGUUCUCCGUGGACAGGCAGGACAGCACGGCUCACGCCUCGGGAGGGCAGAGCAGUAAUAUGGCUGAGAGGGAGAAAGGAGCAAGCGCCUGCAAGGCAAAGGAGAGAGAACUCAAAGAGAGGAGCGAUGAGGGUAACCACAGUGAUGUCAUCUCGACAUCCAGCGACAUGUUGGAUAUCAUCCUCCAAGAGGACUCCUGUUCGGGAACCGGCUCAGCCACCUCCGGCUCCAUGGGCUCCGGUUCCAACGGCUUCGGAACUUCAGGAAGCGGGAUGUCCAAGAGCAGGACGUCUGCCAGCGGGGCCUCAGCCAGUGGGACGUCAGGCAGUUUUUCAGGAAGCAACAACAGCAGUAAAUACUUUGGCAGCGUGGACUCGUCUCAGACCAGCCAGAAGCCCAAAGGCCUCCUGAGAAGCAGCGAGGAAAGACCCGCUGAGACAGAGCUCCUCAAGUGUGUCCUGCAGGACCCGGUCUGGCUGCUGCGGGCCAACACAGACGACAAAGUCAUGAUGACCUACGAGCUGCCCUCGCGGGACAUUGAGAGAGUGCUUGAAGAGGACAGUGAGAAGAUGAGGCUGCUGCAGCAGUGCCAGCCCCACUUCUCCGAUGAGCAGAGGAAGGAGCUGAGCGAGGUCCACCCCUGGAUACAGAAGGGAGGGAUACCCAAAGCCAUAGACGUUGAGGGAUGCACGUGUUGUGACAACACUUCGGAGCAAGCAGCAACGGUCGGGACAGAGGAUCAGCCAGACCUGGGACUGGGCGAUACAGAGACAGGAGACGACUGCUGUCCAGAGAGGCGCAAAGGCGAAUCUCUAACCUCUGCCACCAUCUCCAGUCCCUCUGGUCCUCCUUCAAGCUGCGGCCCGCUGGCAGAAAAAGAAAAUCAACGAGACUUUUAAGGAAACCGCCGCUCUGCUGUAAAGAGGAAGCCGCCUUGGAUGAGCUCUUUAUGCUGUGUAUUGCAGUAAAAUACGUACAUUUGUAAAAUGUGAAUAUCUGUGGCGAACAUCAAUUACUUUUUUUUUUAUUUUUAGCUGCAUUAGGCCGGGUCGCUUUGUUGCUUUUGGGAUAAAGGCUGGGCUCUGUGAGUUUGUGUGUCUUGAUAACUGGCCUUUAAUAGCAGGUAACAGUCUGGCACCUUGCAUAAUUUUCACGCACUGAUUUAUAGGAGAUGCGACACGCAAAAAAAAAGGGAAAGUCAAAGCGUGACGGCGGAUGAAAAGCAAGCAUCGACGUGUGGCGGAGGCCCGAGUACGAGGCAGUUCGUCAACUCAGUGUUUCGUGAUGUUUUCUCAGUUACCGUACAUCAGCAUGGGACGAAAACAGGCGGAGGGACUUUUUAAGGGCAGAUUACUUUAGUACUGCUGUCAUUCCUGCACAGAAGGCACCAAAUAAGCACACGUGCACUUUUUUUUUUGGAAUCUAAGGAAAAAGUAUUGGUACUCCUAAGUGGCUACAGUUGCUCAGUCAUUUCUGGGACUGGGGGAAGUUGAAACUUAAUCCCAUACUGUUUUAAGCUAUCCACCCUUUCAACCCUCACUUCCCCCCCCACAUAAACAUGCUCUGCACUUUUGCACUCACUGGAGUAUCAAACCUUGCAUAAUGGCAAGCUAGUCAGAAUACAGUUGAACUCUUUCAUUAUUUAGGAAGCUCCACCACCAGAUGUAAAACCAGUUUGUUUUUAUUAUUUAUCGUUCAUCCAAUACUCCGCAUGUCAUGACAGCUGGAAGCAAGCUGGGCCACAGUAGUCAGUUGAAUGUAGUGGAGGAAAAUGUGAAAUAUUUCCCUCUGAAAUGCCAAAAAAACAGAAACCAUAUCCCACAUAACGAAAGCGCGUGCAAUAUGUCAACAUAAGACAACUCAGCAUGUGCCGAAAGCCGCAUUUACUCACCUGGAGAUUGGGCUGUAGUGUUAAAAAAACAUUUAAGUUAGUUUUUCUUUGGAGCCAUGUGUUACCAAAUUUAGCUUGAUGUGGGCAUAUUUUAGUUAUUUGUGUCUCAUAAAAUGCAUCAAUUCUUUUGGAUGUGAAAUUUUUAUUUCUUUGCUGCCUGUCAUUGAACGAGGUAAUCUUUGUAACAGUCUUUGAGUACAUAUAUGUAUAUAUUUUACAUAUUUGGGUUUUUUAAAAGCAUAUAAUGCAUUUCUUAGAAAAACGAAAAUUAAAAAAAAAAAAAAAAAACAGGACCAAGAAGAGUAAUGCUGUCUGCUGAUAUGAUUUUGAAAUAUUGUGUAAUCUAAACAUUUUCCCUCCAUAAACAAGAAGAAAUGUUGAUGUGGUUGUUUACCAUGAAUACUGUUGGUAAAGUAGGAGAUGACGCCAGCUCAUUACCGUACUAUCCAAAACCCCAAAAGGUUAAUUUUCAGGGUGACAGUAAAAGUAUAAAGAAGCGUUUAGAAACGUGAGGUGCCUUUGGUUUUUGAUGCUGUCACUUUGCAUAAAUCUCUGCUAUUUAUCUGGAACUUUUCCUUAAUGUCUGCCUGCUGUCCCUGCAGACAUUUAAAGCACCUUUCUGUUGUAUUGUGUCCUUACUUGUUCUUGGUUUAGUGAAAAUAAAUAUUUUGCUGAAAUAAAAAGGUUUAAUUUUUCAAAGAAAAA